Messenger RNA from Rotaria sordida, 1215 nucleotides. The record is from the annotation of a GenBank genome assembly. Lineage: Eukaryota; Metazoa; Rotifera; Eurotatoria; Philodinida; Philodinidae.
AUGCAAGCCAAUUUUAUGUAUAUUUCUAAAGAAGUAAUAUCUAAAUCUAAUAGAAAUAUUCCAUCUCUUGUUACAUUACCUGUCGAACUUGUCUAUUGUAUUCUCGACAGUCUCGAUAUGUUAACAAUACUCUUAUCAUUCCGCAAUGUUUGUACAAGACUCAGUAACAUUACGAAUACUUAUCAUCGAUAUAAAACAUUUACCAUAUUAGAUCUUACUCAUCAUAAGCUCAAUGAACAACAAUUUCAAUGUCUAGCCAAUACCUUACGAAAUAAUAAAACAUUAACAGAGAUUCAUCUUCGAUGUAAGCAAAUCGAUAAUCAAAAGACAAAAGAUUUAACUGAUGCAUUAAAAACUGACACUACACUCAUAACAUUAGUCCUUUCGAAUAAUGCAAUAGGUACUGAUGGUGUACAAUAUUUAGCUAAUUUAUUAAAUAAUAACAAAACACUAAUGAAACUUGAUCUUGGAUGCAAUAAAAUUGGCUCUGAAGGUAUACGAUAUAUAGCUGAUGUCUUACAUAAUAAUCAUACAUUGACCAUUCUAAAUCUUGAAAUUAAUAAUAUUGGUAAUCAAGGUACACAAUAUCUAACAAAUGCUUUAGAAAAUAAUACAACACUUACGAUACUGAUGCUUUCUAAUAACUGUAUCGAUCAUGAAGGUGCACAAUAUCUUGCUAAUAUGCUUUGCAAAAACAAAACAUUAUUAACAUUGAUCCUUUCUGAUAAUAGAAUCGGUUCUCAAGGAGUAAAAUAUCUAGCUAAUGCAUUAUGCAAUAACAAAACACUUACCAAAUUGCAUCUACGAUUGAAUAGAAUUAAUUCUGAUGGAGCACAAUAUCUCGCUGAGGUUUUAUAUAAUAACAAUACAUUAACAGAACUUUAUCUUGGAUGGAAUGAUGUUGGUAACGAAGGAGUAAAAUAUUUAGCAAAUGCAUUAUAUAAUAAUCAUACACUUCAUAUUCUACAUCUCGAAUAUAACAAUAUCGAUUGUGUGGGAGCACAAUAUCUUGCUAAUGCUUUACAGAAAAAUAAAACAUUAAUACAACUUUAUCUUGCAUGUAAUAAGAUAAAAAAUCAAGGUGCACAAUAUUUAUUUAAUAUUUUGAAAAAUAAUCAAACAUUAACCAUUAUAAAUAUUCAAUCAAACGAAAUUGAUUUCCAUGAUAUUCAAUAUUUAACAGAUACAUUAGAAAAACAAAGAAUUCAAUUUUAA